Miniopterus natalensis is the source of this 2705-nucleotide messenger RNA. It is a transcript of the gene CSTPP1, whose product is annotated as centriolar satellite-associated tubulin polyglutamylase complex regulator 1. NCBI's taxonomy places the organism in Eukaryota, Metazoa, Chordata, Mammalia, Chiroptera, Miniopteridae. The record is from RefSeq and is a predicted model, not a curated record.
GUGGGUGCCAUGGCAACGGAUUGAGAGGGCGACCUGGGCACCGGAAGUCGUAGAGCUGCAGCUCGGAGGCCGCCCCUGUCAAAUGAUGCUGAGUCCCGAGCGCCUAGCCCUACCGGACUACGAGUAUCUGGCUCAGCGACAUGUCCUCACAUACAUGGAAGAUGCAGUGUGCCAGCUGCUAGAAAAUAAGGAAGAUAUUAGCCAAUACGGCAUUGCCAGGUUCUUCACUGAAUAUUUUACCAGUGUAUGUCAGGGAACUCACAUUCUCUUUCGGGAAUUCAGCUUCAUCCAAGCCACCCCUCACAACAGGGCAUCAUUCCUUCGGGCCUUCUGGAGAUGCUUCCGAACUGUGGGCAAAAACGGUGAUUUGCUGACCAUGAAGGAGUAUCACUGUUUGCUGCAGUUACUGUGCCCGGAUUUCCCACUGGAGCUUACUCAGAAAGCAGCCAGGAUUGUGCUCAUGGAUGAUGCCAUGGACUGCUUGAUGUCUUUCUCAGAUUUCCUCUUCGCCUUCCAGGUCCAGUUUUACUACUCAGAAUUCCUGGAGAGUGUUGCUGCCAUCUACCAAGACCUACUGUCAGGCAAGAGCCCUAACACAGUGAUUGUGCCAACGUCAUCCAGUGGGCAGCACCGCCAGCGGCCCCCCCUGGGUGAGACCAGCAUGCUGGAGGGAGUCGAGGCGUCAUUGUUCUACCAGCGCCUGGAGAACCUGUGUGACCGGCACAAGUACAGCUGCCCACCCCCAGCACUUGUCAAAGAGGUCCUAAGCAACGUUCAGAGACUGACCUUCUACGGAUUCCUUGUGGCUCUCUCAAAGCAUCAUGGAAUCAACCAAGCCCUUGGAGCUUUGCCUGACAAAGGGGACCUGAUGCAGGACCCAGCCAUGGAUGAGGAGCUGGACAGACUGCUGGCCCAGAUCCCUGACCUGGUCAACUCAGUCACUGCCAGUCCAGAGGCCAGCUGCCUGCCUUCCCGGACCCCUCACCGGGCUGGCUUUUCCUGGAGACCCCUCCAUCACGCCCGCAAAGUGGAUGCAGAGAGCGAUGGCUCCACUGAAGAGACAGAGGAGUCCGAGAUUUGAGGAGCCUGAAGGGUCCUGACUACACCCAGUACCCAGCUCCUACUCCUGCCCAAAUCCUCCUGCCCCCAUGCCAUGCUGCCCUCUGCUGGCAAAAAGGCCAAAUAACAGCCCCAGUCCAAGACCUGCCAGAGGGGUUCUGUAUCAGCCAACCCAAGCAGUGAUUCAAGAAAGUGAGCCUACUGUCAGCCCUUGCACUUUAGUCAGGCCCCAAGCUGACAGCAGACUGAACGGAGGCCACCAGGAAGAGACUUGGCCGUAGCCUUUUGCUGACGGUUCAUCUCACAGCAACUUCAGGAAGGGGAAAGACCAUGAGUAGGGCUACAUAGGGCCUUGCAUGCUUACAGGUGGCACCAGUGGCAGAAGUAUAGGAGGGCAUAAUCACAGUAGCCUACUGGAGAGAGGGUGAGCAAGACCAUUGCACUCUCAAAAGCUGCUUCAAGCCUCCUGUGUCUAUCAAUUAAAUGUGAAAUGAAUAAAGUCCCUGUGUCUGCUAAGCGGUGAGUCUAAACUCACUAGACCAAGGAGGGGGUGAAGGGAAGGGGGUGAGUUUGGGUUUUGGUGCCAAAUCCCAGGUUUUCUGGGAAGUGGGGGCCAGAGGACCACUCAGCCUGGAGAUCUGCCUCAGUAAUGAGCAGAGGGGCUCACCUCUUGCACAUGACAGCCUUUCAAAGGAGAGGUACUCACAGUUGAAAUGGGCCUUCAGGGAACAAGUCCAGAGGGUUCAAGGCAAGGUUCCUGUAACUUUAAAGGCCCUGGCCACAAAGGGUCAGCACUGCAGAGCCUUCUAGCCAGAGUUUCACGAAACAUUUGCCAAGCACCUGCUCAGGGCUAGGGCAGCGAGGAUGUAGCUGUGAACACAGGCCUGAGGAGUACAAGCCUCCAGCCAAGACUGAAGGAAGGUAGGGGUCCUCCAGAAAGUAAAAUCCACCUGGGGACCCUAGCAGAGCAGGCUGCCUCCUUUGAAAUAGCCAAAGGUCCCACCACUGGGUGUACACUUUCCUGGGCCCAUCCCUGCCCAGAUCUCCAGCUCCCCUGGAAAUACAGGAACUGGCCCCUAAAGCCCUGGAGUGCCAGGACUGGAAGUUUCAGGACUACCAAGGCUCCAGGAACCUGGAAGCUCUCCAGGCCCACAACCAUAUCCAGCCUCCAGCUGAUUAAAAGCAGUUGGAAAAUCCUUAUGUGCAUUGGAAUCACCUGGGGAGUUUACAAUGCAAAUUACCCAACUCCAGCUUGGGAUGGGUUGCAAUUCUGGACACUCCAGACCAUUCCAAAGCUAAAAGUCCUGGACCCAUGCUUUGGAAAUCACAGGCUUAGUAGAGAUCCCACAGCUCCCUCCACCCACGCUUUCUAAUCAUCCAUCUUCCAGACCAGUGGUUUACAGCUGUACCCCUAAGAGGGUAGAGAUGUUCCAAGAGCUCUCAUAGGGAAAGGGGUCGCCAAGCCAGGGGUUUACACACACAUCUUUUCUUCCUGGAUUUAAAAGGAUUCCAUUAAGGUCUGUAUAUUUUAUUAACUCCACUGUGAAACAUCCCCAGGCUACUAUUGGGAUGAGGUACAGGGCUGCUGAGGUUGCUCACCUGCCCGCAGCCAUGGGGCCAACUAACACCAGCUCUUUCCUCCGCGU